AUGGAAUCACCACAGGUCCUCGUUCUUGGAUGUUUCGACGACCUACCAAACGCGGGAUUGAAAACGGACCAAAAAGUAUUGGCUACGCUUCAGAUCCCAUGCCAAGUCAUUUCCUCGGGCUUGAAUUCUAAGCGUUGCCAUGCUCAGACAGAACCGAAGGCGCUCCUCGCCGAGCUUCGAUCUGCUCUCCAAAACAGCGACUGCAAUGUUGUCAAGAUUGGCGCCAUGCCGUCCAUUGCCUCUGUUCAGGCCAUAUCUGACAUCUGGAGGCAAUGGCCAAGGAUGGCAUGCGUUCUCGAUAUGGAGCCCUUCUUGAAAACGGGACAGGAAAUACCAAACGGAGUGCUUGUGGCGCUCAUAGAGCAUGUUCUGCCAUCCAUCACCAUUCUUUCCGCCACUGUUGGCGAAGUCAUGGCCCUGUUGGAAGGGGCGUCCAUUGAAGCCGGUUUUCCGACCGGCAUACAAGGCAUCGUGGCACUGGGGAAAAAGUUGCAGAGCCUCGGGCCCAGGUAUGUCAUUGUGAAGAGAGAGAUUUUGACGAGCCCGAGCAGACGACUGCACUCCAUUUCGUGCUCUGCGGCGCUGGGGAACCCGUCGUGGAGCGAUUGCGUUGUGAGAAUUCGAAAGGCGUCUUGGGCAUGA
Molecule: messenger RNA, 642 nt
Organism: Metarhizium robertsii ARSEF 23
Lineage: Eukaryota; Fungi; Ascomycota; Sordariomycetes; Hypocreales; Clavicipitaceae
Exons: 3
Coding region: 1-642 (213 amino acids)
Biological process (GO): thiamine biosynthetic process
Cellular component (GO): cytosol
Molecular function (GO): phosphomethylpyrimidine kinase activity; hydroxymethylpyrimidine kinase activity
Source: RefSeq, a predicted model, not a curated record